Molecule: messenger RNA, 1086 nt
Organism: Prorocentrum cordatum
Lineage: Eukaryota; Dinophyceae; Prorocentrales; Prorocentraceae
Source: the annotation of a GenBank genome assembly
GAGAAAACGUGGGCGGCGCACGUGGGGAAGAAGAAGGAGAUGAUACCUCAGGGCAGGGCCUGCAGAGACUGCAUGCAAUUGUUGCUUGAUGUCUGGCCAGGCGUUGCAUGGGGGGAUCACGCCACGAAGUACACUGCGAACAUCGAUGACCACGAAACGAAGGUCGACAUGGCGAAGGAGAUCAAGCUGAAGAAGAUUGAGGCUCCGUUGGUCAGAUCGACCGAAACUGCGGGUUCCUACUUGCACUGGGAUGGCAUUGUCCUGGACUCGGAUCAAUUCACAAAAAAGUUCUUGCAUACCCACGAAGGCAUCCCGGAUGUAAUGGAGAUCUCGCUCAACAGAAAUUUGGACGGCGCAGAAGAAAAAACAUUCGCAUUCCAAGGCCCCGACCAACCCUACCGCAAGAUUCGCUUCUUCAGUCAGUGCGACUUGUCGAAGAGCAUUGGUUUGUUGCCAGCAGAGAAGCACUUGGUGGAUGGCCAAGCACGGGCCAAGUUCGAUUCGCAGAUGAAGCUAGAUGUUGGAGCUCGGCUCCAGCAGCUCCGAGGAAAUCAAUUCGCCAACCUCCCGGCGCUGCAGGCGAUCGAGGAGAACGUCCGCAAGGUCAAGGCAGAUGAGUAUUCGAAGAAGAACAAAGACCUCGAGCAGAUGAAACAAUGGGAAGAGAGGAGGCGAGAGAAGAAAGCUGCCGGAGAAGAGCUUGAUGACCUCGGCAAAGAACUAUUUGAAUCGUCCUCGGAGGCCAGCAACGAAGGGCAAGUCGUCACCGCGACGCAUGUUCCAAAGGAGCAGGGCAAUGCCAAGCUCGCAGGCAAGUCUAAGAAAGGUGCAUCGUCGGGGGCGGCCGCAGCGAGGGCUUCAGCUGCUGGCUCCGCGGCUGGCGACCUCGGCGGCAUCGAGGAGUUGGAGAUCAAAAGCGUGGGCCUGAGUGGAAGCAAGACGGUCGCGUCGAUGAACACCGCCAGAUCGCCUGCCAAUGGAGACGCCCCAUCGGAUCCGAAGGGCGCAGUCGAGUAUUGGAUGAAUCGCGCGGGCAAUGAUGACAUUCUCAGGACUGGCGCGAAGCUUGGGAAGGACAUCUCCCAG